Molecule: messenger RNA, 477 nt
Organism: Meloidogyne enterolobii
Lineage: Eukaryota; Metazoa; Nematoda; Chromadorea; Rhabditida; Meloidogynidae
Source: the annotation of a GenBank genome assembly
AUGGGUGCCUGGAAUUAUAGCAAAGCACAAUUUUAUCACGUUUAUGACGUUAUUUUUGUAAAAAAAAGUCAGAAAGAAUUGAAGAAUAUAGGAAAAAAAUUUAUGAGGCGGACUAUAGCACUAAAAGCAUUCUUGGAAGAAAAAAUGAAAGAAGAGGAGCAACCAGAUUAUGAAGUUGAUUACUUGGAUGAAAUGCCAGCUAAAGAACGAUAUAAGGAAUGGAUGGACGUAUAUAAUAAUGCGAAUGAUGAAAUAGAUCAAGCUCAAGAAAAUGAGGAAGACCAAAAUGAUACACGAAAAGAUUUGUCGAACAUGUUAGUUAAAUAUAGUGAUGAAAUUAAUCAAGCAGAUUCUUACAAAAAUUGGCUGUCAAAUUUGCAUUAUAAUAAAUUCAAUGAAAUAUUCAAAAUGAAGCAAAAGAUUGGGGAAAUUAAUUUUUUGAGAGAGCUGGCAUUGAGUGAGUUUAUUGUUAAUUAA